Molecule: messenger RNA, 1618 nt
Organism: Elephantulus edwardii (Cape elephant shrew)
Lineage: Eukaryota; Metazoa; Chordata; Mammalia; Macroscelidea; Macroscelididae
Exons: 4
Coding region: 20-1618 (532 amino acids)
Biological process (GO): tRNA splicing, via endonucleolytic cleavage and ligation
Cellular component (GO): nucleus
Molecular function (GO): polynucleotide 5'-hydroxyl-kinase activity
Source: RefSeq, a predicted model, not a curated record
CAGCAGCUACAUACGAAAGAUGGGAGAGGAAGCCAAUGAUGACAAAAAGCCAACAGCCAAGUUUGAACUUGAGCGAGAAACUGAACUCCGCUUUGAGGUGGAAGCAUCUCAGUCAGUUCAGCUGGAGCUGCUGGCCGGUAUGGCGGAAAUAUUUGGCACAGAAUUGACGCGCAACAAGAAAUUCACCUUUGAUGCAGGUGCCAAGGUGGCCGUUUUCACUUGGCAUGGCUGUUCUGUGCAGCUGAGUGGCCGCACUGAAGUGGCUUAUGUUUCCAAGGACACCCCAAUGCUGCUUUACCUCAAUACCCACACAGCCUUGGAGCAGAUGCGGAGGCAAGCGGAGAAAGAGGAAGAACGAGGACCCCGGGUGAUGGUCGUGGGCCCCACCGAUGUGGGCAAGUCCACGGUGUGCCGUCUACUGCUCAACUAUGCAGUGCGAGUGGGCCGCCGUCCCACCUACGUGGAACUGGAUGUGGGCGAAGGUUCCGUGUCCAUCCCCGGGACCAUGGGUGCCCUCUAUAUUGAACGUCCAGCAGAUGUUGAAGAGGGCUUCUCUAUCCAGGCUCCUCUGGUCUAUCAUUUCGGCUCCACUACUCCUGGCACCAACAUCAAGCUUUAUAAUAAGAUUACAUCUCGUCUGGCAGAUGUGUUCAACCAGAGGUGUGAGGUGAACCGGAGGUACGCCAGCCCUCCUCGCAGUCGUGGGCAGAACCCGGCAGUCGUGUGUACGUGCGCGCUCUCGCUUCCUCGCGUGCGUACGGCGCUGUGCUCCUACAGCCAAUCAGCCCGCGAGGUCGCUGCGGUCGCCCGGGUUCGUGCGCACGCACCAGCGCGAGGUAGGGGUGGGGGUUAUGGGGUGAAUGAGAGAGUGAGGGGGGGCGGGCGCGGCUGCGCGAGCCGCAUGAAUGAGAGAAACGUGCCCGGCGCGAGACGUCGCGCGCACCCGUACCCGAGAGCCAAUGGGAACGUUGGGAGGGCUCGAGAUCCCGUACUGACGGCCACGGCCGCGCGCCGGCUCGAAGCCGAGCGUCGUCGGACGGGGACGCGCGAGAGCAGGGCGGGCGUGGAGCGUGCGGGGGCCGCGCGCUGCCUCUCAGAGGCCGGACGGCACUGCCGGGAGGCGGCGGCCACAACGACGGUGGUGGUGACGGAGACGGCGGCGGGGGGUGAGUACCGAGCACACUCCGGCCCCUGCGGAACCGGAAGUGCCGGGCCAAUGAGGUGGGAGGGGAGACGAGAUCCCUGGGCCCCGGAAACGGACGAGGAGGAGGAGAGACUCGGGGUGGUGGUGGUGGUGGUGGUGGUCCACGGUCGCCGGAGCUCAGAACGGGUUCGUGCCGGGUCCCCUAGGUAUUGGCGUGGGACCCCGGUUCCUCCGUGCCAGCCGCGGUCCCUUCCGCCCCUGGCUCCUCGCCCCCGGACUCUGCCGUCCCCCGCAGUCCGCUCCCGCAGCCCCUGCGGGCCCUGCUGCGGGCGAUUCCUCCUCCCCGGGCUCGGCGGCGGCCCCUGGGCUGCCCCCCGGCUCUCGUCCCGGCUCUUCCCCAGGCUCCGGGGUGGGGACUGGGUGCCGUUCCCCGUUUACGGCGCUGCGGCUCGGGUCGCUCGCCCACCCGGCUGA